Panicum virgatum (switchgrass) is the source of this 3938-nucleotide messenger RNA. RefSeq names its product glutamic acid-rich protein-like. The transcript has 11 exons. NCBI's taxonomy places the organism in Eukaryota, Viridiplantae, Streptophyta, Magnoliopsida, Poales, Poaceae. Bases 1923 to 2990 code for a protein of 355 amino acids. The record is from RefSeq and is a predicted model, not a curated record.
CCGUCCGAUGGGCCUUCAUUCCGUCCGAUGGGCCUUCUCGUUCCAUCGUCUCGCCGCUGCCGCAUGCUGCUUUCGAAAAUCCGAAAAAGCCGGCGCUAAAUCCUACAGCCAAAUCCCUGCAACGCGUCCGCUCGCCGAAACUGCCGCCUACACAUCACCCAUCACCAUCGAUUGCUUCGGCUGUCUCCUGCCCCGCGCUCCAGACGGCGACAGCACGCCGCCGCCAGCGCCCCGUUUUCUACGACGCAGCUGCACCUCCGCUCCGUCCCGUCCCAUCGCCGAAACUGCCGCCUACACAGCGCCCUGCUGUCCGUCGUCCUCCGUCCGCAUCCGCCUCUGCCAUCACCAUCGCUUCGGCUGCCUCCUCCCCCACGCUCCAGCAGGUAACAGCACGACGCAGGACGAUGCCGCCGGUGCUCCAGUAGCCUACAUCCUCGGAGGCCCGAACUACCACCCCUCCCCUGCGCUCCAGCCGGCACGCCGCCGCCAGUGCUACGGUAGCCGGCGCUCCAUCCCGUUCCGUCGCCGAAACUGCGGCCGAUCCCCACAAGCCCCUCCCCGGACGCACAUCCCUGCAGACCCCUCCCCCGACGCACGUCCUCGCGUACCGCACGCCGCCUGGUAAAUAAGUCCAUCCGUAACUCCAAAUUGAUGGAGAUCUACACGAAAUUGUCUUUGUCUGUAUUUCUGAAUUUAAAUACCAUAUGUUGCAUUAGCCCAUGAUCUGCUUGACAGAAUGCACAGGAGAGACGUUAAGCCCGUUCAUAUUUUUGUGAUUCUCCUCAUUGUUUUUCAUGGUGUGUUGCUUAAGCCUGUCAAUGUUUCCAUAAUUUUCAUCACAAGAAUUUAUGUCUGUUAAAUGCCUGAAUUCGUAUUAUUGAAAACAUUGGUUUUUCCAAAGCUGCGGACACCAUGUAUAAUAUGGAAACUGCAGUUUGUACAGGCUUUUGUUUAGACCAUUGACCUGGUAAUCUCAUUGGUAAUCUCAUUUGUUAAGUUGCAGUUGGAGACAUCUGGGGAGGAAAGCCCCUAAUUUUUCAGAGUAGUAUUGGCAUUUACAGCAGGUCAAAAUCGAGUGAUUCAGUUCACUGCGUGGCAUCAUUCAAAAUUAGUUUCACAUCUGUGCAUCCUCAUGAAGUGAUGAGGACAAAAGGUCAAUGGCACUGAUAAUAAAGUUUUGUUUUUCAUUGUGCUUGAAAGAAUCAAACAGCACCUUAAGAUCGAUAAAAUCUGUGUCUUUUGCAUAUGAGUGAAUAGAGCUAUAUAUCUUCCAGGUUCAGUCUUCACGUCACCUUAAUCCCUUUUUCACAUUAGCGUUUGUUAUUAUUUGCACUUGUUACCUCUGCUUUUCUGGUUUAUUGCAGAUAAAGCUAAAUGGUUGAAUAUUAGAUCCAACUUUUUGUGAUUCUAUUUUGUUCCGACAUGCAUUGCCUACUAAUCGCAUGGGCAUAGGGCGGUGCGCAGGGACGUGCGGCUCGGCAAAUUGCAGUCAGACCUUGCAGGUUGUCGUCGUAGGUUAUUCACUAAUCCAUAUCACCCUUGUGCAUGUGUUUUAGAUUCACUCUUGCAAGGGGAUCAUCAUGUGCAGGCUAUCAACAAUAAACAGGUCGUAUUAGCACUGUACUUUUGUACACGUCACCGUCAGCAUGCUACAUAGUACGCUGUUGUAACCAAUCAACGAUGUAUGUAUUCGCACUUGUGUAAUUGUGUUCUGAUGGUGCCAUGAUCAUGGCUAAAUUCAUCUGUAUGGACUAUUAGCUGAGUUCCCACAUAAAUGUUGAUAUACUUUUUACCUGUGCCAGGUCUCAAGUACUUCCAUGUCAGCUGCUGAUCUGACGACAUGAUUUUGGUUCUCUACAGCGUGUGAAAUCAGAUGGAUCCUCUGAACAUUACUAAAGGAAAGAAGACCCCGUGCUACCCCAAUGACAGAUGACCAAAGGGAGGAGAAGAACAGGAAGAGGCGUGAGGUGUAUCACCGUGAAAAAAUCAGUGCUCCCUCGAUGACAGAUGAGCAAAGGGAGGAGAAGAACAGGAAACGGCGUGAGGCAUAUAAGAGGAAGAAGAGUCAUGCACUCAACAAGGAAAAUGAUCCAGGUUCGACUUUGCUCAAAGGAGAAAGUGAUAAAAAUUUGACUCCCUUGAAGCCAGUUGAUACAAAUAUUGAAAUAAACAAAAAGAUGCAUAACAAGAAAAAUGAUCCAGUUUCGGCUUUGCUCAAAGGAGAAAGUGAUAAAAAUCAGACUCCCUUGAAGUCAGUUGAUACAAACAUUGAAAGAAACAAAAACAGGCAAAACAAGGAAAAUGAUCCAGGUUCGGAUUUGUUCAAAGGAGAAAGUAAUAAAUUAUUGACUCCCUUGAAGUCAUUGGAUUCAAAUAUUGAAAGAAAUAAGAAGGGGUGUGAAGAUUAUCAGAAAAAGAAUGAUGAAACACGGAGCAAAUCAAUUUCUGCAGAACCCCUUGCACCUAUCAUUUGCACUCCUAUUGUCAUCGAGCCUCCCACAUGUCUACCUUUCAACGAUGAAACAGUAGAUGUAAACCUGGUCAACGUGGUGAAGCCUACUCUAUCCGACACAUGCACAGAUGUCCCACCAGUACUAUGCUAUCAACCCUCGACCGCAUGUGUGGAUACCCCUGGCGUCAGUGUUGGAUCUUGUAAGACAAAGGUUUUAACCGAUGAACAGCGAGCCCAUAGAAAUAAGCAUCAUCGUGAAUUAUAUCAUGAGAAAAAACAGUUGACGUCGCCAUGUGAUGUAGAUCGAAGGGAUAGCAUAAAGCAACGGAGACGAGAAGCAUAUCAUGCAAAGAAAGAGGCAAUCCAGUUGUCAAUAGAUAAGUCAAAGUCUAAGAAGACUCGUGCUCAACUUAGUCGAGAGUACAAGAGAAGACAAAGAGAGUUUCACGAGAACAAUCUACACCCAGAUUCCAUUGCAUGGAAACUCCGCAAUUUACACCUCAACUCAUCUUGCCCUCUGAAGGUCAACCCACAGUAAGAGCCGAGGAUUUGGUUUUUCCAGAGUCAAAUUUAACACCGUUGUACAUCCAAACUACAUCAGAUCAAGUUUCAGAAAACCCACCGCUUGAAAAAAGCAUUGAGUUGCCUAUCACGCAAAAAUUCUGUCGACGCGGAGUUACUGCUGGGGAGAGACAAAACCUAUUAGCGCGGUGUAAUCUCCUAUUUGAGUCGAUGAUAGGAAGAAAUACCAUGAGUUCUUCCGAUGAAACUUCCAGUGUAGAGGGUGUUCCCACUCAAUCUGCCGUCAUCAAUCGCGUUGAAUACCACUUAUUUCUUACCUAAUAUGCUCCCGUCAACACCAAUGUUGCUGGUCACAAAAAUAAUUCAUGCUUCUAUAGGAAAAUCAUGCUGAAAUUCAGCUCAUCACACAACUCCGGGAUCUCAACCAUCCGUUGCUAAUGCAGGGAUGCAACAUUCGAGUAAUGUGAAAUCACCUGACACCAACCCACAUACGCAUGCAUCAUUUGUUGAGGAUGAUGGUGAUGAGGAUGUUGUAUUUGAUGAGGAAGAGGACGAGGGUUACCUUUUUGCCGGACACGAAGAAGAAGACGAAGUCGACGUGGACAUCAACCAUGAUGAUGCAGAUAACGGUGUGCCAGAUGUGUUGGAUCCUUAUGACGUGGUCUUUGCUAAUGUUCCAUCUGAAACACAUAAGUUAGAGGCUGUGGAGAAUUGUGAGCACUGCAAUGCUAAGAAGUUUGAGUAUGAAACUCCAGGUUUUUGUUGUCGUAGUGGGCAGAUACAUUUAUCCACACUCGACAUACCGCCUGAACUUAUGAGGCUAUGGACGGCUUCAGAUGUUGAUGCAAGGCACUUUCGUUCUAACAUUAGAUUCUUCAACGGUCAUUUCUCAUUUACUUCGCUAUAUUGUCACCUUGAUCGCAUGACCACGAACAUGCAUAAUGGAGGUGUGUAUACGUUCUGU